CAGCGAUGUACGAACACAAAAUCUUCGUGCAAGGAAUUAUCUGGGAUAUCAACUCCUUUGAUCAAUGGGGCGUUGAAUUAGGGAAGCAACUGGCGAAGGUGAUCGAACCUGAGUUGGACACUCCCCAGCCAGUUACGAGUCACGAUUCAUCUACAAAUGCGUUGAUCGCAUUCGCUAAGAAACACAGCUCUUAAGAGUUUAUCAAAAUGAAUGAUAAACGAUCUGGUAUAAUUUUAGUAAUCGUUAAUUGUUCCAGUUGAAGUAAAAUAAUUUGCAAUUGUUUGAAUGUUAUCAAGUUGGAUACUUGUAUACUAUAAGAUCUCGCCUAUGGAAGAAGCUUGUUCACCGACAUAUAUAUUUUUUACCUUUUAUUUCAUCGGUCUUGCACAAACUUAGAUGAUCAAUAUUUACAUUGGCACGCAGUGUGCAUAGAGAGAUCGACGAGUGUCGAGUACACAUGUUGUAAAUUGUUAAAUAAUAUAAAGUUGUGGAACAGUAAACGCAUAAUAA
Molecule: messenger RNA, 510 nt
Organism: Ceratina calcarata
Lineage: Eukaryota; Metazoa; Arthropoda; Insecta; Hymenoptera; Apidae
Product: glucose-6-phosphate isomerase-like
Exons: 2
Coding region: 6-194 (62 amino acids)
Biological process (GO): glucose 6-phosphate metabolic process; gluconeogenesis; glycolytic process
Cellular component (GO): cytosol
Molecular function (GO): monosaccharide binding; glucose-6-phosphate isomerase activity; carbohydrate derivative binding
Source: RefSeq, a predicted model, not a curated record